Molecule: messenger RNA, 614 nt
Organism: Saccostrea cuccullata (small rock oyster)
Lineage: Eukaryota; Metazoa; Mollusca; Bivalvia; Ostreida; Ostreidae
Exons: 3
Source: RefSeq, a predicted model, not a curated record
UUUGAGAACCCCCUGCCAACUCUCUUUGCCUACAAUAAUUAUAAACAAAAGACACCUAGAAAAACCAAGAACUCUCAUCAGGGCAGAACAACUGAAGAAAAAUGCACUGCAAACGAUCAACCAAUUCGUAAAAAAGUGAAACUUGUUAAAUGUUUCUCUGAAAAAUGUUAUCCCUAUGUUGCUGGCGAGAUUGACGUUUCAGACAACGUAACAGAUGAGAAUAAUAAUGAAAAAGAAACUGGUGAAGUUUGUUCAGUGUUUGAAAUGGUACAAGAUCAUAACUACACUUGUCACAAUCCAGAUCUGAAGUAUUGUAGAGAAGAAGAACUGAUACAGAGAGUUAGUGUUUUAGAAACUGAAUGUGAAGAACUCCAAAAGGAAAAUAAAAGGCUAUGGGAAGAAAAUGAAAGACUAAAGGCAAGGAAAGUUAUCCUCAGAGAAGAAUUGCUGAAAAAAGUAUUGCAAGGAGAUGAAAGCAUUAAACAUUUCCUGGGAUUACCAUCCCUUUGCUUUUUUGCAACAUUUUUACAAUUUCUUACACCAUUCUAUGGGAAAAUCUCGUUCUGGAAGGGGCAGGACGGUCCGGAUCAAAGAACUGGCAGGAAAAAAAACAA